Xylaria bambusicola is the source of this 642-nucleotide messenger RNA. RefSeq lists its product as uncharacterized. The record is from RefSeq and is a predicted model, not a curated record. Lineage: Eukaryota; Fungi; Ascomycota; Sordariomycetes; Xylariales; Xylariaceae. The transcript has a single exon. Bases 1 to 642 code for a protein of 213 amino acids.
AUGUAUCGCGCUCGCCGAAGGUCAAACAACGAGCCGCUCCAAAAGCUACCUUGCUUUUGGUCUCAUCCACCACCUGCACUUGAGAAUCAGCCCGAGCAAGAACCACGACAACAACCACGUCCAUUCAUUCCUAGAACCAUCGAAGGCUUAUCAACCCAAUCGACAGACCGUUCUACUACACAAAAAUAUCGUUCAAAUUACUUCAAAGACCUCGGAGAGGUCCCAGAGUCCGGCGGAGUAUAUAUGAUCCGCGAAAUCGAUACGAAAAGAACGAUCACAUUAAGACAAGGACAAGUCACAAUGACCCGGGGAACCAGUCCACAAGGCGGCUGGCAAUGGAUAUGUGAAGAGCGACAGAAUGGCUAUAUCGGCUUCCGAGAUAUCGUCUCAGGGAAAUACCUAGGUCGCGGCAGCGGUGGUGAAUUCCAUGCCGAGGCAAAGGAGAUGGGGGAUAAGGAGUCAUUCGUGCUUCGCCCGCGAAAUGCAGGCGGGCAUAAUCUUAUGGUGAAGAGAUGGCGUGGCCUGAAGGCUGUGGCUAUGGGCGACUGUGAAAAUGCGGAACCAAAAUUGGUGGAGGCUUCAAGUCGCACUUCCCCUGCACGAUUGGAAUUUAUUAGGGUCGGACGAGAUACGGUGCUAUAG